Marchantia polymorpha subsp. ruderalis is the source of this 3652-nucleotide messenger RNA. The record is from the annotation of a GenBank genome assembly. Lineage: Eukaryota; Viridiplantae; Streptophyta; Marchantiopsida; Marchantiales; Marchantiaceae.
UUCAGCUCGAGGAACAAUUAACCGCAGCUGAACUUGCUGAGCUGAAAUCGCUCGACUGAGUGCAGGCAAAACGAACUCAGCCUUGCGAUGGUUUCAUUAAUUGUCUCAGAGGGCUGCAAGUCGUCGAUUCGAGAUAUUAUAACAUGAUUCCAGCGUGUGGAUUAGAUUCUUCCCUUCCCCUCUGUCAUACUCUGCGAGUAGACUUGAAGACAGUGAAAUGAGAUUUUUUCACCUACCUGAGCACUUAUCUUCACUGUAUCGCGAUCCACAAACUAAUCUCGCAAAUCGACGUCGAGAAACUGCUGAGUAGUUGGACAUUGGGCAGUAUAAAUAGCUCGGUGGUCCUCCGCUCAAGGACAUGUCACCUUCAGACAACUUCAUAUAGGGCGUAUUCGGAAGGACGGUUCCGACACGAUACAAAGAAAUUGCAGACACGGAGGGAAACCUUGACGCAUUUUCUUCUCGAUCCAUCAAUUCAGCAGCGAUUGAAUCACUCAGACAGGAUCCAUCCAGCAAAAUAAGUCCACGUGAUUCCAAAUUGCUCUGAAGAUGGAUUUACACACAGCAAGCAGAUUGAAGAGCGUAGUGGCAUCUUCCAGUUCAGGUCUCUCGUCUUCGUGCGCACAUACAACCGGUAGAGCUGUGGCAGUCAAAUCUCAGAACUUGGGAGCGAAAUUCUCUUCGAUCAGCGGGAAAUCUCUGAAGGAUGCCGUGACGAUCACCAGCACAAACCUGAAGUGCAAUGCGGAAGGGAGGAGAUCCAAGAGCUUGCAGCUGCAGGCGGAGCUCGGUAAAAAGAGCAGCUCGACUCAGACUGUACAAAAAUCGAAGAAGGAUCCACACUCUGUAACGCUGAAGGGCAAGUUCCAACUUUCUCGUGCGAUCGGCCCGACGGGAAGCCCACCGAAGAUCGAGUUCCCCGUCUUCCAGAAGAACGUCGCGUUCACUCUCGUCAGCACACACGUCGAUGGGCACGGAAAGUUGAAGAUGAGUGAAAGGACUCGACUCGAAGAAUGCUGGAAGGCGCUGGAUUUGGAAGAUGGUUCCUACGACAUCGCGUUCUGUGUUCCGCGUGAUUUCGGAGAGCCCGGUGCGAUACUCGUUGACAGUGUGAAUAGCGAGGAAUUCUAUAUUCAGUCCCUGACUCUGAACUCUCAUGACUCGCGCACGGAGUACGAAUUCGCCUGCAACUCUUACAUCAACAAGAAGAGUCCCACCAACAAACCGAAGAUCGACGAUCAGAUAUCCGACACAGAUCGCAUAUUCUUCACUAACAAGGUUUACCUUCCCUGUGAUACGCCCCCGGGGCUUCGGAAACUGAGGGCUCUGGAGAUGGAACAUCUGCGGGGAGAUGGCACCGGAGAAAGACAAGUUGCCGAUCGGAUUUAUGACUACGACGUCUACAACGACUUGGGCAUCGUCGGAGUAGCCGAGCGCCCGACGUUGGGUGGUCCCGACAGACCUUAUCCUCGAAGAUGCAGAACAGGCCGAAAAAUCGAUCCAGAGAGCGGCAUGGAGCAGCUUCCUGCUGCUGGUGCGAAGAGUUACAUUCCCCGAGACGAGGAUUGGAACGGAUCGAAGACCAAGGAUUUCAAUGUUGACGGUCUCACGGGACUGAGAGCGACUUUGUUGCCCAUACUUCGAGAGAAAUUCGACGAAACUCCAGAUGAUUUCGACACUUUCAAGGAAGUGUACAACCUGUACAACAAAGGAAUAGAAAUCUUCCCCAGAGACCCAGCUCUCAAACCGACCGAGAAGGAUGUCGCAGCUGUUCAAAACUUUCUCGAGUCGCAUUUAUACAAGGACACUGGCGGCGUUCCUAAUGGCAACUUCGACGUGAUCAAGUAUCCGAUUCCGCAACUCCUUCAAGAUGACCCCUUCGCCUGGGCGGACGACGAAGAAUUCGCUCGUCAAGCCCUUGCGGGUCCAAAUCCGUCCGUCAUCAGGAGAGCACAGUUUCCACCGACGAGCGAGCUUCCCGAAGACGUCUACGGUCCAGCCACCGCUCUCACUGCAGAGCACAUAGAACCAUACCUCUGUUCCAAUGGCAAGAUGCUGACUGCGUCUGAGGCUCAAUGCGCAAACAGGCUGUUCACGAUCGACUACCGAGACAUUUACCUCCCGUACGUGACGAAGAUCAGCACACAAACGACUACGAAGACGAAGAGGCGGAUAUACGCACCUCGCCUCAUAUUCUUCUUGACGGAUGACAACAAACUGAAGCCGGUGGCGAUCGAGCUCUCUCUACCUCCUCAAGAUGGCCAGAAGGGAUCUUACAACAGGGUCUUCACCCCACCCAAGGACGAAAACUGUAUCGAUUUCACGUGGAGUUUGGCCAAAUUUCACUUCAGCUCCGUCAACUUUGGGUUCCAUGGGCUCAUUUCUCACUGGCUGAAAACUCAUGCUGUCAUGGAGCCAUUUCUGAUCGCCACCAACAGACAGCUCAGUGCAAUGCACCCCAUCUCCGUGCUCCUGUCUCCGUGCUGGACGAACACCAUGCGCAUCAACGCCAACGCGCGGGCCACUUUGAUCAACGCCGCACCGGUCGGAUCGCUCGAAGCGAGCUUCACCCCAGGGCGCUACAACAUGGAGCUGAACUCCGUGGCGUAUGACAAACUGUGGCGCUUCGACAAGGCCGCAUUACCACAAGAUCUGCUCGACAGGGGAAUGGCAGAGCCCGAUUGCAACGAGCCAGGAGGAGUCAAGCUCGUGUUCGACGACUACCCAUUCGCCAAGGACGCGCUGGACGUAUGGAGCACAACGAAAGAGUAUGUGAGCGAUUACUUGAGUCUGUUCUACUCGUGCGACGAACAAGUGCACGAGGAUGAGGAGCUGCAGGCGUGGUGGAAGGAGAUUCGGGAGGUCGGGCACGGAGACAAGAAAGACGAACCGUGGUGGCCAUCGUGCCGGACCAAGGAGAGCCUCGUGGACAUUUUGACCACCAUCCUCUGGAUCGGAAUCAGCCACUCGCCGGUGAAUUUCGGCCAGUACGCCUACGGAGGGUUCACGCUCAACUAUCCGCCCUUAACUCGCGAGCUGAUCCCCGAGCCCAACACUCCGGAGUUCAAGGAAAUGAUGUUCAAUUUCGAGCGAUACGUGCUCAAAACCACGGCAACCCCCCAGCAGGCCGUGACGAUCAUGACCACGAUGAUGGUUCUAUCGAACCACGCCGAGAGCGAAGAGUACAUCGGCUCGAGGAAUGAGGCCAAUUGGACCUCGGAUCCGAAGGUGAAGGCCGUGUUCGAGAAGUACGCCGAGCAAGUGAGAGGCAUCGAGAGGAAGAUCGAGCAGAGGAACGCCGACACGAGCUUGCACAACCGACGAGGGGCUCUCAAGACCCCCGGGUACACGCUCAUGUAUCCGUCUUCCGGACGAGGACUGACGGGUAAAGGAGUCCCAUGGAGCAUUUCGAUCUGAUCCUUCGACUCUGAAUUGUGCAUUGCAGUGGGCACCGGUUCACCGGUGCCCACUGCAUCUUAACCGGAUGAUCUGCAAUCGAUUAUUUUGACAGUCCACGUGGACAAGUGGAUAGCCAUGUACUGUAUGUAGGAAUGUGUAGAGGUCAGAGCCAGCCCCGUCGGAAGUUCAGAACAUAAGUUCCGACCUUUAUGUGAUUUAUCAACUCAAUGAGCAAAUGCCUUCUGAAACCCCA